This is a messenger RNA of Schistocerca americana (American grasshopper), 1395 nucleotides long. RefSeq names its product transcription factor SOX-1-like. The transcript has 7 exons. The coding region runs from base 1 to 1395 and encodes 464 amino acids. Gene Ontology annotation, cellular component: nucleus. Gene Ontology annotation, molecular function: DNA-binding transcription factor activity, RNA polymerase II-specific; RNA polymerase II cis-regulatory region sequence-specific DNA binding. The record is from RefSeq and is a predicted model, not a curated record. Lineage: Eukaryota; Metazoa; Arthropoda; Insecta; Orthoptera; Acrididae. Gene Ontology annotation, biological process: regulation of transcription by RNA polymerase II.
AUGGGACCUGCUUUACAAGGCGCGACGCGCAGCGCGGUGACGGAGACGCUGGGGGAGCGGAGCACGCGACACGCGGCCGGCACACGCCGGCGCCUCCGGGGAGGGGGGUUACGCAAGUCGCAACAGAGGCGCAUUGUGGGCGUAUCGCCGGGGCGCCAGCGGCUGCUCGAGAGCCCCGGCGGCGGCGGCGGCGGCGGCGGGCCGACGCUGACAGCGCGGCGCAGCGCCCCACGCCACCUCCUGGGUGGCGGCCGGCCGCCGCUGCCGGCUGCUGGAAGCCGUCACUCGCCGCCCCCGCACCCCCGCCACUCAGCCGCGCUUUACGACCCGCCCGCUUCGCUCCUGAGCGACGACGACAAGCGGCCGUUCGUGGAGGAGGCGGAGCGCCUGCGCAUGAUCCACAAGAGGGACCACCCCGACUACAAGUACCAGCCGCGCCGGCGCAAGGGCGGGGCCGCCGGGGGCGGAGGAGGCGCGGCCGGAGGCGGGGGCGGCGCCGGCGACGGCGGGGGCGGCGCGGGCGGCGCCCUGGCGCGCCAGCAGGAGCCGGCCGCCGCGCACGCGCACUCGCACGCCGCCGCGGGGUCGCCGCCGCCGCUGCACGCCGUCUCGCACCAGCACGGAGUCGUCUUCAGCCGCGUGUUCAAGCAGGAGGAGGCUGGCGACGCGGGCUCCAGCAGCAGCCUGUCGCUGACGCCGCCCACCACGCCGGGCAGCGCCGCAGACCGCGACCGCCGCGCCGCCCACGGCUCGCCCAGCCCCACUAGCGGUCUGUGUGCGGAGCCGUCGCAGCUGGUGGCGCCGGCAUACGCGCGCUCGAGCGCCGCCUACCUGGCGGAGCUGCCUCGCUACGGCCUGCUCGACAUCAUCGACGGCGGCGGCCUCGAGCCCGCCGAGUUCGACCAGUACCUCAAGCAGUACUACUACCAGCCGGCCGCCGGCGAGAGCAACAACAACGUCAAGUACCUGCUGGAGGCGGCGGCGGCGGGCGCGGGCGCGGCCGACGUGUCGUACCACGAGCUGCAGCCGGGCAAGCUGGACGCGUACGGCCAGCAGCUGCUGGCGCCGCCGCAGCCGCAGCCGCAGCCUCAGCUGCAGCCGCAGGCGGCGCCGCAGCACGGCGGCUACGGCGCGCAGUACGCGCUGCCCCACUGCCAGUACCUGCCGCAGCGCGCCGCCUACCACGGUCUGCGCGCCGCUGGGAAAGACAAACAGCCGCCGGCCUCCUCGGCGAUCGUGAAAUUCCCACGCGUCGAGCAGCGCGGCGCCGCACUGCAGCGUCGUGUUGCAUCCUCGUCCCGCUGCGGCGAUAACGGGCCCUGGGGGCCUCCACCAGCCGCCAGCUGCCCCGUUCUACACGCCAGCACAACCUGUCCCUCGUCGCCUCGACGAUAA